GGUCAGGGGAGUAGACAACUGGGAGGGCUGGAAUAAGCUGGUGAUAGGAUGGAGAGAGGGAGUAUAAAAGUUGAGCUUUGAAGGUGGGGGGUGAAGUCAGGCAAGAAGAAGUUGGUUCAAUCACACAAUAUAUUUUACUACAGUGUUUGUGUAUCCUGUUGCUCCAUCUCCUCAGAUCAUGGCUGACUUUGACAUGGUGCUGAAGUAUUGGGGUCCAAUCGAGGCAGACUACACUGGCAAUGGGGGCCUGGUUUUGACCCGUUUAUUCACAGAGCACCCAGACACUCUGAAGCUGUUCCCCAAGUUUGCCGGCAUUGCCCCGAGUGACCUGGCUGGUAAUGCAGCUAUUUCUGCCCACGGUGCCACAGUGCUGAAAAAAUUGGGUGAGCUGCUGAGGGCCAAAGGCAACCACGCUGCCAUCCUCAAACCUCUAGCCAACAGCCACGCCACCAAGCACAAGAUCCCCAUUAAUAACUUCAAGCUGAUUUCAGAGGUUGUUGUUAAGGUCAUGGUGGAGAAGGCAGGACUCGAUCCCGCUGGGCAGCAAGCUCUGAGGAAUGUGAUGGCUGUUGUUAUCGCUGACAUCGAUGCUGAUUACAAAGAACUGGGCUACACCGGCUGAAGGUUAAAGUCUUGC
Molecule: messenger RNA, 637 nt
Organism: Etheostoma cragini (Arkansas darter)
Lineage: Eukaryota; Metazoa; Chordata; Actinopteri; Perciformes; Percidae
Gene: mb
Product: myoglobin
Exons: 4
Coding region: 179-622 (147 amino acids)
Biological process (GO): oxygen transport
Cellular component (GO): extracellular exosome
Molecular function (GO): oxygen binding; heme binding
Source: RefSeq, a predicted model, not a curated record